AUGGGAGCCGUCGGCCACGGGUGCGCAGGCGCUGCUCUAUGACUCGACAAGCAACAUCAGCACGAGUUACGGCAUUCAGUCGUGGAUCCGAGCGGGCGUCCCGCCGAAGAAGCUGGUCAUGGGUCUACCCUUGUAUGGUCGCACAUGGAAGCUGAAGGACCCGAAUGUACACGGCAUUGGAGCGCCAGCAGUCGGCGUGGGUCCUGGCGAUAAUGGGGUGUUACUGUACUUUCAGAUUGUGGAAUUUAAUGCGGCCAAUAAUGCAACAGACGUGUUUGAUAAAAAGACAGUGUCCACUUACCCCUAUGCAGGAACCAAUUGGCUUGGCUACGAUAAUGCCACGUCCAUUAGAUACAAAGUGGAGUUCGCCCGAGCACGCCGCCUCGGUGGGUACUUCUUCUGGGCACAUGGAUAUGAUAAGGACUGGACUCUAACGAAGGAAGCUUUCAGGACAUUGUAUAACAGGUACAACCUCCCAAAAAUCUCGGAUGUAGUGCAUGAGGACCACAUUAAACAAUGGGGUAAUAAGCACAUUCUAGCCCUCAUACUCUAUGAUUUUUUAACUUGUGAUCUAUUAGAGAGUACUAACUUAAUCAUCGAAGUGACAUCGCCGGGUUAG
Messenger RNA from Nelumbo nucifera (sacred lotus), 619 nucleotides. Its product is annotated as class V chitinase CHIT5a-like. Gene Ontology annotation, biological process: carbohydrate metabolic process; chitin catabolic process. Gene Ontology annotation, molecular function: chitin binding; chitinase activity. The record is from RefSeq and is a predicted model, not a curated record. Lineage: Eukaryota; Viridiplantae; Streptophyta; Magnoliopsida; Proteales; Nelumbonaceae. Gene Ontology annotation, cellular component: extracellular region.